This is a messenger RNA of Rhagoletis zephyria (snowberry fruit fly), 822 nucleotides long. RefSeq names its product BUD31-like protein. Lineage: Eukaryota; Metazoa; Arthropoda; Insecta; Diptera; Tephritidae. Gene Ontology annotation, biological process: mRNA splicing, via spliceosome. Gene Ontology annotation, cellular component: spliceosomal complex; nucleus. The record is from RefSeq and is a predicted model, not a curated record.
CAUUCUUGGGGCUCGAUAUGUUCGUGAAAUAUUUAUUGCAACGACAUGCACUUACGAAUCGCUAGUGUAGACGCAAAUAAUGUAUAAAAAAAUGUUCGACGUGGCAGCAUCAGUUGCGGUUAGGCCAGCUGUUUUUGACACUUGGCAUUACAAACUUAGCACUCUUGUUAUUGUGGGACGCUAAUCAACUUAUAAUAAUCGCUAAAAUAUUUAAUAAAAUAGUUUUUCGAAAGUAACUUUAACAAUACCUAAAAUACUAACAUGCCGAAAGUCCGCAGAAGUCGCAAACCACCACCAGACGGAUGGGAACUAAUCGAACCUACGCUAGAGGAAUUGGAGCAGAAGAUGCGUGAAGCCGAAACCGAGCCACAUGAAGGCAAACGUAUUACCGAGUCGCUUUGGCCAAUUUUCAAAAUACAUCACCAGAAAUCUCGCUACAUCUACGAUUUAUUCUAUCGGCGCAAAGCAAUCAGUCGCGAAUUAUACGAUUAUUGUCUCAAAGAAAAAAUUGCAGAUGCAAAUCUAAUUGCUAAAUGGAAAAAGUCUGGAUAUGAAAAUCUAUGCUGCUUGCGUUGCAUACAAACACGUGAUACAAACUUUGGCACAAAUUGCAUUUGCCGUGUGCCAAAAUCAAAACUGGAAGAAGGACGUAUUGUGGAAUGCGUACACUGUGGCUGCCGUGGUUGUUCGGGCUAGUUUAGGAAUAAACUACUUUAAUUUAUUUGUAUGAAGAUUUCAAGAUUUGUUAGCUAUUAGUACCUGUACAAAGCUAAAUGCACUGAACAGGUAAUUAUAGAAAAUAUUAAACGCAAGCACUAUCGA